Messenger RNA from Enterobius vermicularis (human pinworm), 600 nucleotides. The record is from the annotation of a GenBank genome assembly. NCBI's taxonomy places the organism in Eukaryota, Metazoa, Nematoda, Chromadorea, Rhabditida, Oxyuridae.
AAUUAUGGUGAUUUCUUUAAUCAAUACUGCAGCUGUCGCCAAAAUUGCAUUUGGAAAACACUUGACAAUCAUCUUGCCUCAGUAGAAGACGGAUCAGUAUUACAGUUUUACGGGAAAUGGCCAUUUCUUUCGUACAGUUUACCAUUCCUUUCGUUUAUUCCUAUGCAGGAGCCAGCAUCGGUCAUUUUUUCUGUCUUGAAUCUCUUUACAACACUGUAUUUAUACAAAGGUGCCUGUCAGUUUUUUAUGCGCAAUGUCUGGAGGACAUAUGCUGGUAUUGGUAUCUUUGCUUGGCUCUCUUCUACGGCUUUUCAUUGGUCUGACUUUUGGUUGACGGAAUACCUAGAUUACUUUUCAGCUUAUGCUGUUAUCAUGUUUGCUUUCUUUACUAGCGUUUCAUUAGUCAUAGUACCGCUUCAUCGACUGCGCUUUAUAACGUUAUGGUAUUUGUUCGAUUUCCCUCCGCUAAUGUGGGUCUUCGAUUCCCACUCAUUAUUUCAUCUGGCUACUGUGCCUGUUCCGUUAUUUUUGCUCCGUUUCAUACAACUGGAAAACAAUAGUGAUUUAGUAAACUCUCGCGAGUAUGCAAAAAUGGCUUGA